Messenger RNA from Pieris rapae (cabbage white), 1044 nucleotides. It is a transcript of the gene Rpi, whose product is annotated as ribose-5-phosphate isomerase. Gene Ontology annotation, biological process: D-ribose metabolic process; pentose-phosphate shunt, non-oxidative branch. The transcript has a single exon. The record is from RefSeq and is a predicted model, not a curated record. Gene Ontology annotation, cellular component: intracellular membrane-bounded organelle. NCBI's taxonomy places the organism in Eukaryota, Metazoa, Arthropoda, Insecta, Lepidoptera, Pieridae. Bases 111 to 902 code for a protein of 263 amino acids. Gene Ontology annotation, molecular function: ribose-5-phosphate isomerase activity.
CAGAAUUGAGUCUGUGGUGUUCGACUUCGAUAUUCAACUCGAUUUAAAUUUGAACUCAAAAGUUUUUUAACUCAACCCCAAAAACACUAACUUUAUAAAUAGAAGUUCGCAUGUUUAAGAAUAUUUUCUUCAAAUUUCGGUAUCCUUGCAUUAACGGAAUAAGUAAAAGAUUUUUAAAUCCACGGGAACUGCCAAAUAUGUCUUUAGAAAAAGCCAAGCAAGUGGCUGCAUACCGGGCAGUGGAUGAAUUUGUAAAAGGUCACUGUGUUUUUGGAGUUGGAAGCGGUUCAACUGUUGUAUACGCAGUACAACGACUAGCUGAGAGAGUUGAAACAGAAAACUUAAAGGUAAUCUGUAUACCAACCUCUUUCCAAGCAAAACAAUUAAUUAUAAAAUAUAAUUUAACUCUUGGAGAGUUAGAAACACACCCGAACAUAGAUGUAACAAUAGAUGGGGCGGAUGAAGUAGAUUCGAAUAUGACAUUGAUAAAAGGUGGAGGAGGGUGCUUACUACAAGAAAAAAUUGUUGCAUCCUGCUCAAAGAAGAUGAUUGUAAUAGCAGAUUACACCAAAGAUUCUAAAAAACUUGGUGAUAGAUAUAAAAAAGGAAUUCCUAUUGAAGUUAUUCCUAUGGCUUAUGUUCCUAUUAAAAAUAAGGUGGUUGGAAUGUUUGGUGGUGAGAUAAAGCUACGCAGUGCAAUAGCUAAAGCAGGGCCUGUUGUUACAGACAAUGGAAACUUCAUAUUAGACUGGAUGUUUACAAAUCAAGAUUUAGAUUGGGAAAAAACAAGCAAUAUCAUAAAGUUGAUGCCUGGUGUUGUUGAAAUUGGUUUAUUUGUUAAUAUGUGUGAAAAGGCAUAUUUUGGCCAAGCGGAAGGCACUGUUAUAGAACGAUCUGUUUAGAAAGAUAAAUUUACUAUCUCAAUGUUUUCUACCAUUUUAUAAAUUAUUUAUAUUUUAACUUUUAAAGAAGUAUUUAAUGUAUGUAUAUUUACAUUUAUUAAAUUUGUGGCACAUUUUGUCUGAAUAAAAGGUAUUUCAAGCA